UCCCGCCUCAGAGGGUGAGGAGGAGGAGAAGGAGGAAGAAGGGAGCACACAAGGGGACUAGAGUCAAGUUAGUCAACUUUUACGCGCUCUCUUCCAGUUUUUAAACUUUUAUCUCUCUUUUAUUUCCGUGUAUAUUCUGCUGUUUUUUUCUACAAGAUGCUGAUGCGUUUCACUAAAGUAAGCUUUAAGGUAUUAUGAAGCUCGUGGAGGCUGAAGUGAAGGUGCGCGUGCGAGGAAAAGCUUCCACGUUGUUCUCGUUUGGAAGUUUGUCGGCACCUUAAACAAAGUUGAAUCAGAUAGCGUUACCAGUGCCAAGAGAAGUAGCCUAGGUUUUAGCGCGUGAAGAAAUGGAUUUAUUUUAACUGAAAAGAAGUGGCUAAGAAAAUCAUCUGGAUUCCGUGAUGCACAUGUGAAAGUUUCCCCGAUCCGAAUUGGUUUCGUUCGGACAAGGGGAGACUUUCAUGGAUUUUUUAUGUGGGACCCGCUAGGAUGGACGUGGUAGAUGAAACAGAAGCGUUACAGAGGUUUUUUGAAGGUCAUGAUAUUACCAGCUCUCUGGAGCCAGCCAACAUCGACACCAGUAUCCUGGAAGAGUACAUCAGCAAGGAGGACGAUAGCACUGACAUCUGUUUCUCAGAGGUCCAUAGCACUCCAGGACCAAAUUACUCAUCUCCCCAGGCAGGAGUGUCCUCAGCUGGGGGGUUGGCGUGUGGUGUGAGCCCCCCUAUUCCACUGCGCCAAGGAGCUCCUCUGCCCGGGCCCCCGAACUGUCAGAACGCCUACCAACCAGGUCCAUCCCUGGGCCUCAGACACAGCUACUCCUGCCUUGGACAACAGCAGCAGCAGCAGCAACAACAGCAGGUUCACGUCAAGCCUGAGCACAGGGGCCAUUACGCUCCAGGGACACUACCUGAGUCCCCACCAGACUCCAGUUCAGAGCCGUACUCUCCUCAGCAGGUGAAUGAUCCUCACAUGAUCAGGACCAUGACACCAGAGAACAUGUGUCACAUGACUCCAACGCCACCCCUCCCACCACAUGGGCACUAUCCCAGCAUGCAUCGGGACAUGUACCUUAAGCCUGAGCCCAUGAUAUCCCAGUAUCCCAUCGGUCCGGCCACGAGUGGAAGUGGAGACAUGCAGCAGACGCAGAUGCUCCAUCAGCUCCUGCAGCAUCCCCAGGGGCAGGAUGGCAUCCCUGUCCACCAGGCCAAGAAGAGGAAGCACUCCGACUCUCCCAACAGCACCCUCAAUUCCCAAAUCCUCACAGGUAUCAUCAAACAAGAACCAGGUUUGAUGCAGGAUGCAGACAACGCCUACCUGGACCCAAACUAUCAGUGCAUCAAGUGGCAACCUCACCAGCAGAACAAGUGGACACAGCUUUAUGACGCAAACUGCAAAGAGCUUCCGAUGCCAACCUACCGUGUUGAUGCAGAUAAGGGUUUCAACUUCUCCUUGGCUGAUGAUGCCUUCGUUUGCCAAAAGAAGAACCAUUUCCAGGUCACAGUGUACAUAGGCAUGCUGGGAGAUCCCAAGUACAUAAAGACAAACGAAGGCCUUCAAACCAUUGACUGCUUCUAUCUCAAACUCCAUGGAGUUAAGGUGGAGGCCAUGAAUCAGUCCAUCAGUGUGGAGCAGUCACAGUCUGACCGCAGCAAGAGGCCCUUUAAGCCAGUGCUAGUCACCCUACCCUCAGAGCAGGUCACAAAGGUGACAGUGGGGCGGCUCCACUUCAGCGAGACCACAGCAAACAACAUGAGGAAGAAGGGUAAACCAAACCCAGACCAGAGGUAUUUCAUGCUGGUGGUGGCGCUGCAUGCUCAGUCCCACAGUCAGAGCUACACUGUGGCUGCUCACGUGUCUGAGAGGAUCAUCGUCAGGGUAACGUCUGGCCAUGCAUCAAACCCAGGCCAGUUUGAAAGUGACAACGAGGUGCUGUGGCAGCGUGGACAACUGCCAGACUCGGUCUACCACCACGGGAGAGUUGGCAUCAACACAGACCGGCCGGACGAGGCUCUGGUGGUACAUGGAAACGUGAAGGUCAUGGGUUCCCUGGUGCACCCGUCAGACAUCAGGGCCAAAGAAAAUGUCCAGGAGGUGGACACCACAGACAAUUUGAAACGGAUUUCUCAGAUGAGGCUGGUCCAUUAUCAGUAUAAGCCUGAGUUUGCAGCCACAGUGGGGAUAGAGAAUACUGCAGAGACGGGAGUGAUUGCUCAGGAAGUUCAGCAAAUCCUACCUGAAGCUGUGAAGGAGGGGGGUGAUGUGGUGUGUGCUAAUGGGGAAACAAUUCCCAAUCUCCUAGUCGUUAACAAGGAUCGCAUCUUCAUGGAGAACGUAGGAGCGGUGAAGGAGCUUUGUAAGCUCACAGACAACCUGGAGACUCGAAUAGAUGAGCUGGAGCGCUGGAGCCGCAAACUGGCCAAGCUGCGUCGUCUGGACAGUAUGAAGAGCACAGUGAGCGGAGGCACUGUCAGUCAAUCAGGGAGUUAUUUCAGCAGAACUGGGAGUGGCCCACUUAAGAAGAAGACCGCCAAACCUGGAAGCAAGAACUCGCCUCCGGAUCAAGGCUGCAUCAGCCAGAGGUUCAUGCAGGGAGCCAUCCUGGCACUGGUUGUUGUCAUGGCCUUCAGUGUCAUCUCCAUGUCAGUUCUUUAUGUGUUGACUCUUCACCAUCGAGGAGACGUCACAGAGAAGGACGGGUCCAGAGCUGCAUUGGGAUCAUCACGCAAGAGUCAGUAUAUUCCUCUGACCACCACACCUGCUGCAGCCUGCUGUUCCCCCACAGCCAUCAACAACCAAUCAGCUACAGUUCUGACACUGACAAACAACCAAUCCAUGCCAGAUGUAGGCAGUCUGGUUCCUACACCAAGCACCAUUAAUAAGAAAGCCAAGUCCAGAAUAAUGGACAAAGAGGCCCGCAGUAGAAACCGUCUGAGUCACACUUCAGCACCUUUGUACUUCGCCAAGUCAAAAAGACCUGCACCUACAGACCUUGAUGGAGGAGGAACUGCCAACCGUCUGCCUGUGGGUCAGCAGCCAGUACCACGCAGACAACGCAGCCUGCAAAUAAAGGGAGGAAGGCUGGCUCCCUCUUUGACAAGUCUACGAAUUGUGGAGACAAACCAAGAGAUCACAGUGCAAAGUUGUGCAACACCUGAAAGCUGCAGCUAUACAGUAUCGCUCAAUGGAAAGAAAAAUUCCUCUAUCUCACAAAUCACUUUACACAUGAUGUCUGAGAACAGUGUGUGGGUACGACAAUGUGGAGCCACCUGGGGGCGAUUAUGCCCCAACCACACAGAGUCAGAGCUGAAUGGUGGACAGAAUACAUUAACAAAGGGGACUCAUCAUCUGUGGUCAAUACCUGUGAUGUCUUACCAGGACAUUGCCUAUCACUUCCGUGUCUCCCUGUCUAGUGAAGUCAGUUGUGCCACAGAAGAAGAAAGCUCAUCAUUCUCUGACUACCAUCUUCUCAUUCAAAGCAGCUGUGCAUCAAAAUAAGAACACCCAGUGCCUUGACAUUUACAUUUCCUUUGUUGUUCCAUUGGUACACUGUCAUGGUGGGAUUUGUUUUUGUCUCCUUAUUGUACAUUAUUUUUAAAGAUAUCCUUACAUGCCAACUAUAUUACAUCCUCCUCAAUGUUUAUCAUCUACAUGUACAUGCAUUAAGACAUCUCUUUUUGCUGAAAUAUGAAACACUGUUCAUGGUUUCUUUGUCACUGAAAAUGUCUAUGAUUGCUUUAACUUUUUUUAAUUAAUUGCUCGUGUGUAAAUUGUGCCUUAAAGGUCACAUAUUUGACCUUUUUAAGACAAGUCUGAAUUGGUCUCAGAGGUCCCCAAAACAUGCCCAUGAAGUUUGUCA
This is a messenger RNA of Cheilinus undulatus (humphead wrasse), 3859 nucleotides long. RefSeq names its product myelin regulatory factor (gene myrf). NCBI's taxonomy places the organism in Eukaryota, Metazoa, Chordata, Actinopteri, Labriformes, Labridae. Gene Ontology annotation, biological process: positive regulation of DNA-templated transcription; protein autoprocessing; central nervous system myelin maintenance. The transcript has 26 exons. The coding region runs from base 490 to 3498 and encodes 1002 amino acids. The record is from RefSeq and is a predicted model, not a curated record. Gene Ontology annotation, molecular function: DNA-binding transcription factor activity; sequence-specific DNA binding. Gene Ontology annotation, cellular component: nucleus; endoplasmic reticulum membrane.